UCGUUACAUACCGACACCUCAGUUGAUGUCUCUACUCAGCCAGCAGUUAUGAUGUACUUCUUGGAUCGUUUCAUCUAGGAUGGCAAGGCGUCCUGCUGGCAGGUACAUGAAAGCGACGCAUACAGUAGGCCUAUAAUGACAGUGUUUCUUUGGCAGGCAGUCACGACGGUAGCCGCCCCGCUGCAGACACCGCGCCCGUAAGUACAAACGACGGCUCAGACGACGUGCCAUGCGAUCUCGUCCUCGACGGCCAACUCUUAUUGACAGUCUUGUGCCCCUUCCCAACGGCCGGUCAAAAUCAUCGCGCGAAUACGGAGCCUAUGUCGAACCCGCCCCAUUGUUGUUUCAUCUUCUGUAUCGACACUCUCGCUCUUUCAGCAUGCGCCCCUUGUGCGUUAGAGUAUUGGGCUUGUCGUUGUGCCGACUUCUGAAUUGGUGACGGGAGAUAGCUCACCCAGGUCACUCGAGUGCCGGUCGACCAGGUACAACUGUAUGAGGCUCCGAAUAUACUGGCGAGGUGCUCAUUCUAGCCCGGAGCGUCUGGAGUGGGAGUGGUGUGUCUGCUCGGGCCCCGCAUCUGCAGCCUUUGUAAGAAGCGUAGGGGUUGUUGAUGUGCAUGGCGCUGAUGUAGCGGAGCGGAGUGCGGAUGACAGCGCUGCUGGGAACUGUGCACUCGCACGCGCAAGGAAUGCCGCAGGAGGUCAUAACGGAAGGAGUGUACACGGAUGUGCCUGAAGGAGUGAGCGUAUGUGGGGAGUGCGACGUGUUCGCGUCCGUCGCCCCUUUUGGACCUGCCAUCGAUGAGUGAACGCAUGUGCGACAGGAUGCGUGGUAUGAGAGAUGUCACUUGAUGAGCCAGGGACUCUGGAAUUGGACCACCGAAAGCUCUUCCACCGACGACUCUGGCGUGUUCACCACAUCGGCAGCCAACAGCGGAACGCGUCCGGUCACCCAUGUCUCGGGUGCUGCGCGUGCAUCUGCCUCUCCAACAGCUUCAUCAUCUCCGUUCUCGAGCAGGCCUCGCGAUCUCCCUCUCGCGCUCCUUCAUUCCAACACUAAUUUGUGCGCAACUUUCCGUUGAAGGUUGUAUAAUGGACCCAGACUCCGACUCAGAGCUGCUCAACGUUCUCGCGUCCAAAAUCUGGACGCACGGCUCGCGCUCUUGGGCCCCCUUCUCCCACUUCUCCUGUCUCUUAAAUGUACCCUCCCCUUCCCUCUCCACCUAUCGCGGUCCUGUCCGCGUUCCCAUCGGAAUUCACGUUGAGGUAUUUGCCAGAUAGUCAGUGCUAGAAUGCGAGGAUGAUGAGCUCACCGCGUUAUAAGAUCCUCAAUGUCCGUCGUAAGCCAGUUGCCCAAGUACUGGAAGGUAUCAUGACAUUCUGACGACACGACGGGCACGGGUGUCUGUGGCCCUCUCGGGGUUGUGCGCUCGAGCGGGAAUGUGGAGAGAGGUAACGUUGGAGAUGCAGUCCUGGCUGCGGAGGUAGGGAGGCGCGACGCAUGCGCUAUUGCUUGCUAUGAGAUGGAAAGUGUUGCCGUGGGACGGAUGGGGAAGCGCAUGCGGAUGUGAGCGGUGGCGAAGGACCGCAGUGGUACCUGAGCAAUCUCGAGAGCAUCUGCUGAGGUGUCGAAUUUCGGGGAGCUGGUCGUUGUUGUGGGUGCGAGUAGCUGUGAG
This is a messenger RNA of Dichomitus squalens LYAD-421 SS1, 1675 nucleotides long. RefSeq lists its product as uncharacterized. NCBI's taxonomy places the organism in Eukaryota, Fungi, Basidiomycota, Agaricomycetes, Polyporales, Polyporaceae. Bases 954 to 1280 code for a protein of 108 amino acids. The record is from RefSeq and is a predicted model, not a curated record. The transcript is spliced from 3 exons.